AUGGCGGGCUCGGAGCCGCUGCCCGCGCUCCCGUCCCUGGCGUUCGCCCCACUGACAGAGCCGAGCGCGGCAAGACCUCCUGCUUCUCAGCCGCCGCCACCGCCGCCAGCCACUCCGCAAACUUUCCGCCACCUCAGCCCGCCUCCGCGCGGCCGGGGGAGCCCCAAGCACGGCCCGCCCCGCCGCAGCCCCCUCCCCGUGCCAUGUGACAGCCGCGGCCGGGCCCCGCUGGGCUGGGGCGCGGGAUGGCGGGCCAGGGCGGAGGUGCGCCGGCAUCGUGCCCCACUGCUGCCAGGCCUUGGCGGUAGCACCCCCGGGCCCCCGCCCCGCAGCACGGCGGGCGCUACUCUGGGAUUUUGCUGCUGUCCUCGGCCUCUCCAUGGGCGGGCGGGAGCGUGCCCUGUGUGCCCUGAGCGUCACCCACCACGCCCGGGCCGAGGAUCCCGGCUCCAGAGGUUCAGGGAAGUGGGCAGGACGUACAGAUUCCACAUGUCUGAGAUGAAGGAAAGAUACAAAGAAGAAGGAGUCUGUCUCUUUUCAGUGGUGCUGAGUGACAAGACCAGAGGCAACAGACACAAACUGAAACUCAGUAGGACCCCUCUGAACUUCAGUACUUUUUACUGUGAGGAUGACAGUAAAAAGAACUUUCUCAGGAAAGUUGUGUACAACCAACUGUAGGCAGCCCUGCUUGAGCAGAAGGGUUGGACCAAGUGACCCUCAUAGGUCACUUCCAACCUCAACCAUUGUGUGAUACUAUAUCUAGAUUCUGUUAAUGAUUUUUACAUGAGGAUGUUACUGGUUUAAAUAAUAUGUAGGAUCUUUGAGGGUGGAGUUUUGCUUCACAGAAAGACCUCUCAACUUAUGAUCCUUCUUCUCUUAUGAAAGGGGAGUAGCACACUUCCUAUUUCAUAAUCACUGAUGGUUUUAUUCACUUGAGUGAGAUGUCUGACUCUUAAAUUAACUGAGUUCAUCUUUCUGGAUCAUUAGCAUACUAAAUCCAUGGAGGGAAAAAAUUAAUUUUUUUUCUUGUUUAGCUUUUUAUAUCCACUCACAUGCAUCAUAUGCAUCAGUGGUAUAGGGGAAUUCACAGCCAUUGACAAAAAGUAAUUUCCCCUUCCUUUUGUUGUCUCACAUGUUGGAUUCAUCCUAAGAAAAAGAACAAGUUAAUGAGCAACUGUUUAAUUUUUCUACUUAAUCAACUAGAUUCUGUGGUCAACAGUGCUGAUGGCAGCAUAUGCAUCAACAAUUUACUGUACCUACUUGCAAAAGAGCUUGAUCUUCUGAGCACUACUGUCUUGGCUUAACUUCUCAGUCUGGACCUACCUGCUCCAAAUCUCAGCCCAGGUUUUCUGGUAGCAUUUUAGAAAACUCACUUGUGGACUUCAUUCACUACCUUCUCUAAAAAUAAGGUGUCUGGUUUUGCAUGAUUUCAGAAUGAAACCAAGUGAAACUCAAGGGCUGGGAUUUUGUUUUGCUUAGGCCUCCUGGGUACAUGUGGAUCUGUAGGGGGGAGCUGGGGCGGGUGGUGCAGGGAGCCCCACAGAGCAGAGCAGUGAACGAGCCAAUGAACCAAAUAGGCAGCUCAUGUCUUGCAAAGAGACACUGCAACUUCACAGGCAAUUUAGCUGGUACCAUUUAUUCUAAUUUAUUACAGUAAACUACAUAUUAGCAAAUGUUAACAGAUCAGGGCAGAUUUAUGUCAGGGAAGGCUACUGUGCUAAUGAAUGGGCCCCUCAUUAGCAUUGCCUGGAGCAGCACGUGCUCUCUCUGGCCUCUCCUUACCACAUUUUCCCAUUACCAUCACAGCAGAAACAAGCCUUUCACAUCUUGUAAUCUCUGACCAGGAGGAAACUUGUUUGGAAGGUAAAGAAAGAAACCGGCAUAUGGCUAUUUAUAUGAACUUCAGCUCUGGUUGUUUUUAUUUGGGCAUUUACUUGAAGAAGCACAAGAAUUACUGGGUACUGAGCACCUCUCAAAAUCCAUAUUCCAGUUGUGGUUACUGCUAGAGUGAUUGUAGUUUGUACAUGUUUGCAUUCCUGCUAACUGACUGUGACUAUCAACUUUUCUAUUUUUUUCCCCCCUCUAAAUACAAAAUAGAAUUCCUAACACCUGUCACAACAAAAGAUUUUUUUCACUAUCAUGCAUUUUUUUUUUUCAUUAGUGCAUAUGAAGUAUUUGCAUUUUCAGCAUUACUGUAUCUGGCUUAAAGAGGGAGAAAUAUUCUGUAGGUUUUGCUAAUUAACUGCUGUAAAGCAUUUGAGAUAUUGGAUUGGCAGGAGCUGUCAAAGCACAAAAUAUGAUCAACAUACCUUUAAAUCAGUGAAAGGCCAAGAGUAUCACAAUUCAGAGAGCAAACAAACCUAAUUGUUUAUUCUUUGCUCUGCUGCAGUCUAUAAGUGCAGACUCAAAAUUAAUGUAGUAUACUUUAGCCACCCAGCUAAAACCCACAAAAAUCCAUAUAAAACACCUUCCAAAUUCCUCAAUGCCAGAUUGUGCUAGUUUAAGAAAAGUCUUUCUGUGAUACCUUUUCUUCUUUUAGAUGUUUUGUUUUUUAUUAAAUACCAAUUAAAUAACAAUUUGAAAGGAUAGGAGUGAUAUUUUCAUAUAUUCAUAAUCCAGCUGUUGAUAAAACUACUCCUAAAUGUCUCUAAUGGUAGAGUCUGCAUUUCCCCCACUCUCUUGCCAGGCAACUCUAAAGAAAACUUUACACGCUGAGUAUUAGCAAAUUGUCUGAAGACAACACUGAUUUUUUUUUUUUUUUAAUAGCCUGUGAGUACAUUAUUAAGUCCUGGGUUGUACCACUCAUUAACUUAUUGUUGGUCCUUUUGUCAGACAGUCUGGAUUUCACUCUAUGAACAUGUGUGAGGUUCCUCAUUUGUUUUUUCUCUUCAAGACAAUUUGCAUUUGCCAUAUAACACCUCACUGAAGACGGGAAAAAGGAGAGAAAUGCAGACGCCCACAUUUUCCUAACUGCUGCAGCCACUUUGAAUUGCCCCAUAAAACUUCCAGAUCCUUUUCCUUGGGGAAGAGUGCAGGUGGUGAUGGGUUGCAGGAGUUGCUCCUAAGCUAAACUCUUGCCAGCCACCAGCAGAGAGGGUGGAGAGGGGAGGGAGAAGGAGCUGGUGGGGCUGCGGGUGUCUGGCUGCUGCCCUGUGUGGGUUUUGGCAGCUGGUGAGAGGCAGGGCUGCUCAGAGAGAGCCGGGGGAAACAGCCAGGGGCUGGAGACUGGAGACUUUCAGUCUUCCUAGAACUGCUCUGUAACAUUUUCAAAAAUGAGGAAUUCCUGAGAAUAAUAGAGAGAGAAGGGGGUGGGAGAAAGAGAACUAGAAAUGGAGUGAAAUCCUUGGGAAUCAUUCAUUCACUGGUAAAAGGGAGGGGGAAAGAGAAAAGAUAGGAAUGCCAAGAUUUAAACAGUUCAAACCUUGGUAUUUCCAGUUUGGAAAACCUGGAAUUACCUAAAACAUUGUUGAGAUUUGCUUUGCAAUUUUCUUAUUAAAAUAAUAGCUAGAAAAUUAAUUACUAUUCCAUGUGCACUCCACUGAUUCUCUCAGGGUGGAUAAAGCUUUGUAAGGGUAUGUUUUUCCCCUAUACAUAAAUUAAUAUAUUUUAAGACCAGGAGGGACUGUUCAUCUGACCUCAUACAUAACAAAGGCAUCUCGUUUGCUGUAUAUUAAUUACUUCUUCAAGUCUGAUUCAACUGCAGCAUACCACAGAGAAAUCUUCCCACUUCAAUCCAUUAUCCCCCUUUAUAUGUCAAUGAGCUCUGUUGUCCUUUUCUUGCAACUUUGGGAAGUCUUAUUUGGCAGGGGCUCAGGUCCAGUUGAAGUCUUCUUCUCUUGGUUCCCCUUCUGCAGUCCUGGAAUAACAAUUGGUUAGUCUUCCUGAUUAAGUACAUGGCUUAACUUUUGAUUUUGACAAAAGUCAUAUUGUUACCCAAGCAAAUGACAUAAAACAAUGCCAGCAAAGCUGCACUUUUGUGGGUUUGUUUUCACCAUUCCUCUCAUGAAAGUGCCAAAAGCAAACCGUAGUGAUACCUGACUUAGGUUUUCCCCCCCACCUCAUUUAAUUAGUUAAUUAAAAUAUAUAUGCAAAUUAGGGUCAAAGAUUGUCCCUGUAGGACUUUACUCAAAAAUUACACCGUGUUUAUAGUUGCAUUUCAAGAGCUGCUGGUUUCUAAUCUGUACUGUGUGCUUUAUUGACUUUACAGCAUGCUAGUUUAUUGUUCAUAACAUUGUGUGGUGUCCUGUCAAAUAAUAUUUGAUUUAUUUACAUUGUUACCUUUAUCAAACCUGUAAUUUCACUUGCUAUUAAAUACUUCAUUGCUGUUGUAGACAAAUUGCCUCUUGGCAUUUUUUUCUUUAGAGAGAAGGGAAAGCAGAGGUGACAGGUUGGAGCUGUGACAAGGCAAGAACCUGAGAAGGAUACAAAGGAUCUGACUGAGGGCAGUAUGGGCAAGGAGUGGCUUAAACAGGACCAGCUUAAGCAGAUCCCCAAGUUAACAGCAUGAUUCCCUGGGAAGCACAGGAGAGGAAGCACUGUGGUCCUCACAGGAGUGUGGAGGAAGAAACUCCUUCUGACAGUCAGGGUUAAA
Molecule: messenger RNA, 4591 nt
Organism: Passer domesticus (house sparrow)
Lineage: Eukaryota; Metazoa; Chordata; Aves; Passeriformes; Passeridae
Exons: 4
Coding region: 1-678 (225 amino acids)
Source: RefSeq, a predicted model, not a curated record